AUGACCGAACAGGUCCAACAGACAGACUCUGAAUGGGCAAGUUCACCAAAAGAACAGAGACAGGCCCACAGAGGGAGAAAAGGGGUGGUGUUGCCUGAGGACAAAGUUUUUGUAGAGGAGGUUGAGGAGGUUGAAGAACAGCCUAGAGUCAUACAUGACCAGAUUUUGACAAACUCACAGUUAGCCGCAUUGUUUGAUGAGCUAGAUGCAGAAGAGGAACGGGAGAGGUUGGAGGCUAGAGCAGCUAGGGAACCCCCUAAAGAGUCAGAGAAACAAACCUCAACCCCAAACCAAACAGAGGUUCAGGUUCAGGUUUUGAGAGACGCAUUUCCUGAGCCAGAUGAGGUUGAGGCUUUGGGACCGGAAGAUCCAGGCCCAGAUGUGGACGAUGGGGAUGUCUUUCAAGACUCAUCGGACAGAUUUUUGAGUCCAGAACCAGAGCGUUUUAAUGUGAACUGUCACAGUAAUACCCCAAAAAAACUAACUGAAUGGGAUUUGGUCGUGGACAAAAAGUAUCUGAUCAUUGGGGACUCUAACUUGCAAAGCAUACCACAUUAUUUUAACAAAAAUCUGCAGAUUGACAGUUUUCCAGAGAGCCAUUUUCGCCAUGCACAGGUCCUUAUGGACAAAAGAGCACCUCAACAAGAUGAUGUGGUGGUUGAAAAAGUAGUUCUGGCAUUUGGAAUCAAUGGUAGACAAAACAAAAGUGAUACAACAGUUAAAAGUGUGCAAGGAGCUAUCCGAUCUACCAAGAGGAGGUUUCCUUAUGCACAAGUGUGGGUCCCUUUGAUCAACUUUUCAUCAGCCCUCCCCAGGGAUGAAAAGGAAAACUUAGAGAGUCUUAAUGGCCAUAUUAAAAAGAAUAUGUGUUUUAUUCCCCCGUUGCCAGAAGAAAAGUUUGAAACAACGGUGGACGAUAUUCAUUGGACAUCAGAGACUGGGGCAGCCAUGUUUGACCACUGGACGGCCUUUUUAAACUUAAGCGCCCCUUAA
Messenger RNA from Xyrichtys novacula (pearly razorfish), 993 nucleotides. Lineage: Eukaryota; Metazoa; Chordata; Actinopteri; Labriformes; Labridae. The record is from the annotation of a GenBank genome assembly.